This is a messenger RNA of Dictyostelium purpureum, 727 nucleotides long. RefSeq lists its product as uncharacterized. The transcript has 2 exons. Gene Ontology annotation, molecular function: tRNA 2'-phosphotransferase activity. Gene Ontology annotation, biological process: tRNA splicing, via endonucleolytic cleavage and ligation. The record is from RefSeq and is a predicted model, not a curated record. The coding region runs from base 22 to 675 and encodes 217 amino acids. Lineage: Eukaryota; Evosea; Eumycetozoa; Dictyosteliales; Dictyosteliaceae.
AGUAAUAAUACCAAUAAUAUAAUGUCGUAUCAAAGUAUAACAUCAAAUAAUAAAAAAUCGCUCGUACAGCUAUCAAAAACAUUAUCAUAUAUAUUAAGACAUAGCGCUGUUAAAGAAGGUUUAAACAUAAGUAAAGACGGAUAUGUUAGUGUUGACGAACUUUUGAAACAUAAAUUAUUUUCUCAAUAUACAUUUAAAGAUAUUCAAGAGGUUGUAGACACCAACGAUAAAAAGAGAUAUAAUUUAAAGAAAGGCGAAGGUGAAAAUAGCGAAAAGUAUUUCAUAUGUGCCAACCAAGGUCAUUCAAUUUCAGAUGUGGAUGAAGUGGACUUGAAGAGAAUCGAAUCUGUAGAUGAAGUAGAAUCAGUGGUACAUGGAACCUAUAAAAAACACUUAAAAUCAAUUUUAGAAAAUGGUUUACAGAAAAUGGAAAGAAACCAUAUACAUUUUGCAGUAGGUUUACCAGGUGAAGGUCAAGUAAUUUCAGGUAUGAGAGGAAGCUGUGACAUGGUAAUUUAUAUCGAUUUACAAAAGUGUUUGGAUGAUGACAUACCCAUGUUCCUUUCAAAGAAUAAUGUAGUUUUAACAAAUGGAAAAGAUAACAAUGGAAUUUUACCAAUAAAAUAUUUCACCAAAAUUGUCGAUAAAAACAAUGUUACCAUUUGGCAAAGAUAAUAAAAUUUUACAAUAAAAUUAUAAUUUAAUUAUUUUUAUUGUUUAAAACACA